Quercus robur (English oak) is the source of this 987-nucleotide messenger RNA. RefSeq names its product peptidyl-prolyl cis-trans isomerase FKBP20-1. Gene Ontology annotation, molecular function: peptidyl-prolyl cis-trans isomerase activity. The transcript is spliced from 6 exons. Gene Ontology annotation, cellular component: cytoplasm. NCBI's taxonomy places the organism in Eukaryota, Viridiplantae, Streptophyta, Magnoliopsida, Fagales, Fagaceae. The record is from RefSeq and is a predicted model, not a curated record. The coding region runs from base 170 to 736 and encodes 188 amino acids. Gene Ontology annotation, biological process: protein peptidyl-prolyl isomerization.
AAAAUAAAAAGGCCACCAUGGUUGCCUUGUAGCGAGAACUUUGCUUUUACACUCCUAUGGCCACCGAAUCUCUCCGAAACUCGCCGAAAUAUUCAACUUCAAAACCGAUAGCCGAUUCGUCCGUACUACAGCUCUGUGAAGCCCUAGAUUCUCUUUUUCUUUUGGAGCCAUGGGUGAUGCUAUUGAUUUAACUGGGGAUGGAGGUGUUCUUAAGACAAUUGUAAGGCAAGCCAAAGCUAAUGCCAUUGCUCCAAAGGAUGACCUUCCUCUUGUUGAUGUUCAUUACGAAGGCGUUCUUGCUGAAAAUGGUGAAGUUUUUGAUACUACACGGGAGGAUAAUACUGUGUUCUCUUUCGAGGUUGGAAAGGGCACUGUAAUCAAGGCUUGGGACAUUGCAUUGAAAACCAUGAAGGUUGGGGAAGUUGCAAAAAUCACUUGCAUGCCAGAAUAUGCCUAUGGAAGUGCAGGUUCUCCACCAGAUAUCCCACCAAAUGCAACACUUAUCUUUGAGGUGGAAUUAGUGGCCUGCAGGCCACGGAAGGGUUCAAGUUUGGGUAGCGUUUCAGAGGAGAGGGCUAGGCUUGAAGAGCUGAAAAGGCAGAGGGAGCUUGCUGCCACAAUCAAAGAAGAAGAGAAGAAGAAGAGAGAAGAAGCUAAAGCUGCUGCUGCUGCCAGAGUUCAAGCCAAGUUAGAAUCCAAGAAAGGUCAAGGAAAGGGAAAGGGCAAAGCAAAAUAAGGGCAUUCACAUAUUUAUUUACAUAAAAAUGAUCUAUGAUAACUGAAUGGAUACUUCAAACUUAUUUCAUGAGUUAAAGACAAGAGUGUACUACUACUAUGACAAUAGUAACAGUUGAAAGGUGUGCAAGUCUAUGCUGGUUUGGAAAUCCUGUUGGUUGUGAAUGAACCCAUUUACAAGCCAGCAGUAUUGAAUUUCAUGGUCAAUCAGUGAUAUAAAUAAAUAAAAAUGUUGUCUGAUUAUUUGCACAA